CGUAGUUAAACGUCACGACCCAAGAUGGCGCUCCCCGUGCGGACUAACUUGAGACGACUCCUCAGAUUCAUUCAGAAGUUUAAUUGUCCGAAAAGACUCCUCUGCGCUGUCACUGCCACGGAGAAGAAGGAGCCUCCAGGAGUUGGCCGCAUAUUCUCGGGGAUCCAGCCAACAGGGGUGCCCCACCUGGGCAACUACUUAGGUGCUCUAGAGAACUGGGUGGCCCUGCAGAACCAGUAUCCCUCAGUGCUCUACAGCAUUGUGGACCUGCACUCCAUCACUCAGCCUCAGGACCCGGCCCAGCUCCGGAGCAACAUACUGGACGUGGCAGCCAGCCUGCUGGCCUGCGGCAUCGACCCAGAGAGGGUAGUACUUUUCCAGCAGUCUCAGGUCUCAGAGCAUGCUGAGCUCUCCUGGAUCCUCAGCUGUCUGACAAGCAUGCCCCGCCUCCGACACCUACCUCAGUGGAAGAUGAAGAGCAAACAAAAGAAUGAAGGCAGUGUCGGUCUCUACACAUAUCCUGUCCUCCAGGCUGCCGAUAUUCUCCUCUACAAGUCCACUCAUGUCCCUGUCGGAGAGGAUCAGAUCCAGCAUCUAGAGCUGGCUCAGGAUCUCGCUCGCAUCUUCAACAGCCACUACGGAGACGUGUUUCCCGAACCCUGCGCCCUGCUCAGCUCGACACGAAAGGUUAAAUCCCUGCGUGACCCUUCUUCCAAAAUGUCCAAAUCCGACGCCCAAAGGAUGGCCACGAUUACCAUCACAGAUUCUCCCGAUGACAUCGCCCUCAAGGUUCGCCGUGCUGUCACUGACUUUACCUCUGAGGUCACCUUUGACCCCGAGACGCGGCCAGGUGUGUCCAACCUGGUGACCAUCCACGCUGCCAUGGCGAAGAUCAGUGUGGAGGAUGCCGUGUCCCAGGCCAGAGGCUUGGACACAGGUGCCUAUAAGAAGCUUGUAGCCGAGGCUGUGAUUCAAAGGUUGACGCCCAUCAGAGAGGAGAUCGAGAGACUGAGGUCGGACCCUGCUCACCUGGAGCGAGUGUUGGCUCAGGGAACCUGCAGGGCCCGGGAACUGGCUGCUCCGGUCCUUAGAGAGGUCCGACAACGAGUGGGGUUCUGCUAAGAGGCAGCUGGGUUAUAGUAUAUGGAGUACAAAGCUGCACUGAUAUCUGGGUAACCUUUUGUUAUUUUAGCCUUUGUCUUUGUCUCAUUGAAGUGAAUGAGAAAGCUGUGUCUUUUGAUACAAUAUGAAUGUUGGUCUGAAUAUAACAAUGUACCUACAUGCUCUUUUUAAAGACUUUCUGGCUUAUUUAUUUGGUUUUGAGUCAUGGCUGUACAUGUUCAACCAAAUACCACACAAAUCAUCUUUUUGAUAUGUUUUCCAAUAUUUUGUCUUCUUGUCCUCUGCGCUAACAGUGCUCAACCAAAGCGCUACGCCACCAAAUAAUGAGACAUUUCUCAUUCAAAGAGACAUCAUUUAUUCAUUCCAUUAUACUUAAUGGGUCCGCAUGUUCAAAUGCAAGUUGGAGUGAGCUUCCAGGAGUUCUGAUGUUGUCGCAGAUGUCCAUGGUUCUGUCCACAUCGGCAACUCAGUCAGAUGUUUGUCUGUGUAGACUGGAGUCAGACUGGACCAACAAAGAGGAAAACACGACAACAGAAAAAAUGAAAACAGAUCCAUGCAAAUGUGAUUCAAAUCAGAUUCAUUGGCGGUUUGACUUGUGAGUCAAGUAUUUUUUUUUUUUUUUUUUAACGUGUGACUGCUCAAACCAGAUUUCUGUAAACACUUUGCUGGUGCUUUACAAAUCUGAAAGACAUGGUGGAAAUGAGGGGAUUGAGAAAAUACAAAUAAAAGUACAAAUUUAAAGAAAUGGAUGUGAAGGUGAACAAACAAUGUAUCUUUCUAGGCAA
Scatophagus argus is the source of this 1907-nucleotide messenger RNA. RefSeq names its product tryptophanyl tRNA synthetase 2, mitochondrial (gene wars2). Gene Ontology annotation, molecular function: tryptophan-tRNA ligase activity; ATP binding. Bases 25 to 1122 code for a protein of 365 amino acids. Gene Ontology annotation, cellular component: mitochondrial matrix; mitochondrion. The transcript is spliced from 6 exons. Lineage: Eukaryota; Metazoa; Chordata; Actinopteri; Scatophagidae. The record is from RefSeq and is a predicted model, not a curated record. Gene Ontology annotation, biological process: mitochondrial tryptophanyl-tRNA aminoacylation.